Acaulospora colombiana is the source of this 1965-nucleotide messenger RNA. Lineage: Eukaryota; Fungi; Glomeromycota; Glomeromycetes; Diversisporales; Acaulosporaceae. The record is from the annotation of a GenBank genome assembly.
AUGAAUGCACAAUCCGCUUCUCUGUUCACUUGGCCCCAAACAUCUUUAUUGUCUACACAGCUAGACUUUGGGCGUUUGAGUGGCCUGUCGUAUGAGGAAGGAAUAAAACAUAAGAUCAAAUGGUCUUCCGCUAACAACCCGACUCACAAACAGCUUCAUCACCUCACCUCACUCACGCAAGUAUUUCCGCAUACGCGUCGCUAUAAUCCGACGGUCAAUGCAACAAAAGAUUCCGAAAAUCACAACGCCCUCCAAUCGCUACCUACAACAGGGCUAAACACCAAUGUACUUAUCAUCGUUUAUCAGGUUAAAUACCUGCAAGAAAGGUAUCCCGAAUUUGACAUUCCAAGUGAAUUUCUCGUGGACACUCUAGUCGAAGAAUCAAAUAAGGAAACAAAUUACGAUCCUUAUAUGAGCGCGCAACUUAUCUCAUUUGGAGACCUUGGACAGACGAAUAAGUUUAUAGCAUUUCCAAUGGGACAAACUGGAUCAGAAUUAUGUUUCACGUCAAUGAAAUAUCACGAAAAACCACAAGGCAAUGAGGAUAUUUUCAUCGGGCAAUAUCAAUUAGACUUGUCAGCUAUCUCGAAACUAAAAUUCAAAACACCUAUUAGACAGAUAACUACGUCAUCACCCAUAACCACAUCAUCGCAUCUUGAUUCAAUAUCUUUACCACCUUUAAUGGCGAUACUUGAUAUUGACGUGGAAACGGACAACUCUGUGGAGAAGCGGUUGAAAGCUCUGACGUUAGAUGCUGUGCCCGGUCUAGUGUCAGGAUCCACUCUUGAUCAAAUGCACGUUGCCUUUAAUCCAAUGUUGUACGGAGAAGCUGCUAUUGUGGAUGCCGGUGGAGGCGUCCACCUGUGGAGAGCGGAAAGAAAUCAACAGCCUUUAUCAAAUGUGAAUAAAUUUGAGGUAGAAAGUAUAAAGAGUUCACAAGCUUGGGACUAUGCGGAAUUGCCGGAUUUAUGGAGGGCCUGUGAGUUUGCAGCUCACCCUCGCUGUCUUUUAGUCGCUUCUCGGGAAACCGUGGAUCUCCUCGACUUUAGAGUCACUGUCUCCAACAAAACCACUAAUUUAUUUAGCGCAAGUGAUGGAGAUCAAAUAUUCGCGUUCCAACGUGUUCCUGCGAUAAACACGUUUCAAUCUAUCCUAGCGACCCGAAAUAGUGUCGUGCUACUAGAUCAACGUUAUCCUAACAGAACACUACUCAAGUGGAUUCACCAUAACGAUAAACCUACAGGAUUAAGUACGAUAGUUGACGGCAAGACCACCGAUUUUCCUAUUUCAAUUCCAUCGUUCCAUGAACAUCCGACUUUCAGUCGCUCAAAGUAUUUAAGACCAACUUUGGCCAAUCAACAGAGGCUGUAUCAAUCGACCGAGGAGAAGCAGCCUCUGAAAUUACCACCUUUGGCGAGUGUUCUUUUGCUAAGAAAUGACGCCAAAUAUUGGGAAAGUGACGUUAUUGAAAAUCCAGUAAUGUGCUUCAGCGCCAUACAACUUUCACACACGGGAGCUUUAUACUCACAGGAUUUUUGCUUAAGCCGUGAAUCUGAUUUUCUGCCGGUGCAAGAUAAAUUGUUCAAAACUGACGAUACGCAAAUUAUUAAGAUGCCGGACUCUGUAAUGGCACUUCAAGUCUUGGCAGAUAAAGAUUUAGGGAUUAAUCCUGAAAUGCAACUCAAGCGACAUCGCAUUUGGCCUUUUGACAGAAUAUGGAAUUAUGCCGCCAGAGAAUUUAGGUUUCCUUUUUAUAAUGACACAAAUUCCAAGGCCCUUGGAAUAUAUUCAGCUUUUCUGUCCUGGGAAUCUGUGGAGACGUAUUUUAAGGAUUAUGCACAAUCUACUGGUUUCGGGAUGGGAAACUACUCGAAAAUCCUAAUGGAUUUGGACCUAAAAGAUUUCGCCCUUGUGCAUGGAAUGUCACCCUUCGUCGUCAAAAGUAUGGCGAUCAAAUAUUUGUGA